GAAAGAAAGGUGAAAAUGGCGGAAGAAGAUUCAAGCAGAAUUCAAAAAGGAAAUGGCGAAAUUGAGAAAGAAGAAGAAGAAGAAGACGAUUAUAUGGGGGAUUUGUCUCAUUUUCUUCCCCCUGAACCAUCUAACUCUUCGAAAUUAUCUAUCAAAAAGAUUCCUAACAUCAAUCCUUUGAGUUCCCAACCAUUCAAGAAAAGGUCCAAAAAGUUGAACUGGCAAGAACAGCGUAAGCUUGAACGGGAGAGAAAGCAGCUAGUUGAGGACGAGCAAACCUUAGCAAAAAUAGAUGCUCCAAUUCCUCAAUCUAACAUUGGCUUCAAGUUGUUAAAGCAAAUGGGUUACACCCCGGGCUCAGCACUUGGAAAGGAGGGCUCAGGUCGAGCUGAGCCAGUGGGGCUUGACAUUCGGAGGUCUCGAGCAGGGAUUGGACGGGAUGACCCACUUAAGGAGAAAAGAAAAAGAGAGGAGAUUGAGUUUGAGAGAAAAAGGAAGAAUGAGGAGGCUUUGAUGGAAGAAUUUGGUUCCCGGCAAAAGUCACAGUGGCAUAGUCGGAGAGUUGUUGUAAAUUACAAGAAGGCAAAGGCUGCCCUUGAUCAACUUGAGAAUAAAGAAAUUGUUGUGCCAAAGAAGAAUGAUGAAGAAGAGGAGGAACAAGAUGAAGAGGAGGAGGAAGAAGUAGUAACAGAAGAGGAUUUACAAGAUAUAUUGAUGAAAUUGAGAGAGGAAUAUCAGUACUGCCUAUUCUGUGGAUUUCAAUAUGAAUCGAUGGAAGCACUUUUGUCCAGCUGCCCUGGAACCAAUGAAGAUGACCACUAGAGUGGACCAGAGUUUGUUCAUUCAGACUGUCUGAGAAAUUUGUGUUUUAACCGAGUCAUAGUGAAGGCAUUCCACCCACACUCUGAGAUGUUCGAGUUUGCUGCUAAUGGAGUUUGUGGAAGCAGGUAAUUUUCCGGCAUGCUAGUUGCUUUUUAAAGUCAACAUGAAUCAAAAGCUGGGUACCGAUGGAUCGGUUAAACAGCUACAAACAGAGGAUCUUUCUUUAUCGUUAACCAGGGACUACAAACACAGGAUAUAUAGAGGGAUAGGAUC
Molecule: messenger RNA, 1095 nt
Organism: Hibiscus syriacus
Lineage: Eukaryota; Viridiplantae; Streptophyta; Magnoliopsida; Malvales; Malvaceae
Product: G patch domain-containing protein 11-like
Cellular component (GO): kinetochore
Molecular function (GO): nucleic acid binding
Source: RefSeq, a predicted model, not a curated record